AUGCUGGUGGAAAACCACAACACCUGCUUGCUGGAUGUCUUCGCUGGCACAUGUAGCCAGAAGAACCUUCCCAUUUACGAACAUUUUCCAUCUGUACAAGGGCCUGCAGAGGAGGGAUAUAUGCUAGACUUCCUCGGUGUGUCGAUGCCCAUUGAUGCUGACUGUACCCGCAAGCAGUUCGCCUUACUGGCGCCGGGCCGAACGAUGAUGUGCCAAUACUACUCGAGAGGACUGACACUUCCUCGGGGUUGGCCAAUGUUGGACGAAGAGUAUCUAGAGUGGGCGGAUGGCCUCACUGCCGCCGUGCAAGCAGCACGGGCCGGCCGGCCUUUCCGCAUGGCCGAGCUGGGCAGCGGACCCUACGGAAUCUGGGCCAUGCGUGCGGCAAAGGCGUUUGCCAAGUAUGCAGCACCUGACCUGCCCUGUGAGCUGCUGCUCGCAGAGCCCUUCGCCAUGGGGGACGGGUCCCUCCUUCGGGACCACACUGCCAUGAACUUGCCGCCGGGGCGGUGCAGGUUUGUUGUGCACACCGAGCCCGUCACCACGAAUGACCAAGUCAAGGCUCUACUGGGCUCUGGUGAUGUUUGGGAUCUCCUGGAUGUUGAUGUAGAUGGUGCCGAGAGAACCAUGCUGACUGGCUUGUUUGGCUGGCUCUUGACCAGGGUUCGGCGCCUGCACCUCUCAACCCAUUCUCGGGACAUCCAUUGGAGUUUCAUGAAGUCGCUGGAAAGAGAGGGCUGGGAAGUCCAGGCCCACUAUCCCACACUGUCAUUGGUUGGCCUCCAAGACAAUGGAAUGGGGCGAUUCCUGAACUGUGAUGGCCAUAUCAGUGCAAUCCCGCGCUUUUGGCAGUGGGCUUAA
This is a messenger RNA of Symbiodinium natans, 861 nucleotides long. Lineage: Eukaryota; Dinophyceae; Suessiales; Symbiodiniaceae. The record is from the annotation of a GenBank genome assembly.